Messenger RNA from Mesorhabditis belari, 465 nucleotides. Lineage: Eukaryota; Metazoa; Nematoda; Chromadorea; Rhabditida; Rhabditidae. The record is from the annotation of a GenBank genome assembly.
AUGGUUAUUCAGCACAAAUGUGUUAACCAUUAUAGAGUAAGCGUCCCGCUCGAUCGAUUUAAAGGCUACGAAAUGUACUAUUGCCAAAAUUCUGCUGAAACAGACUCGCCUUUUGGACCAAUCUACCAAAUUCGUCUCAUUUUGGUUAACUCGAGUUUUGAAAAGAAGAUUCUCAUUGGUUUCCCAGGAAUUCAACGACUCAAUAUUUUUGAGAAGAACCCAUUUCUUUACUAUUCUCAAGGAAAAUGGUGGACAAACGAUUACAGCAAAGACGGAGUAAAAUAUUUUGUAAAUUUUGUGGUUUUCAAAGCGGUCCCAUUGAAUGAUCAAUGUACAUGGGAUAGAGUGGAAAGAGCGGAAUGGCUCGAGGUUGGAGAUCCGCGACCUCGUGUAGUAGUGGAUGGGCUAAUGCUGAAAAUGUGGAGUGAUUCGCGAAAGUUCCACGCCUUACAAGGUAAAAGAAAG